This is a messenger RNA of Botrytis fragariae, 1974 nucleotides long. RefSeq names its product putative dead deah box helicase protein. The record is from RefSeq and is a predicted model, not a curated record. NCBI's taxonomy places the organism in Eukaryota, Fungi, Ascomycota, Leotiomycetes, Helotiales, Sclerotiniaceae. Gene Ontology annotation, cellular component: nucleus. Gene Ontology annotation, molecular function: RNA binding; RNA helicase activity; ATP binding. Bases 1 to 1974 code for a protein of 657 amino acids. The transcript is spliced from 7 exons.
AUGUCUGCCUGGGAAACUGGAGACAUGGCUGCUGCCUUGCCCGACACAACAGAAACACCUGAUGCUGUCGCGGUAGAGCGCAAGAAUCCUCAAGAAGCUGGCUGGGUUGUUGCCAAGAAGUAUGACUACGAAACUUACAACAAGUCCACCAAGGAACAAGCAGAAGCCCGUGCUGCCGUUGCAGAUGGUGCCGAGGGCGAUUCUGAGCCAGCAGCUGAUGCAGCUGAAGAUGCAGAGCCAGAGACACUUGCCGUCGGCGGUCUUCGUCCUGGAGAAUGGGCCUCAAGUGGUGCUAUAUAUGAGUGGAACGAAGAAUAUGGUGAUGUUGGUCCUAGAUUCCCCGAUCUGGAGGAUCAAUUGUUCGGCAAGAACAACAACCAUGUUCGUCAGGGUCUCAACUUUGAGAGCAUUACCACCCUUACGGUUACCCAAGAGGGAACUAUCAAGAUCGAUCCCAUUCGCAGAUUUGAGGAUGCAGGUCUUCACCCAGUUAUGUUGGAAAACAUCAAAUUGGCUGGUUAUCAUGUUCCAACCCCGAUCCAACAGUACUGCCUCCCGGCAGUCAAGAAAGAUCAUGACGUAGUUGCUUGCGCCCAAACUGGUUCCGGCAAGACUGCGGCUUUCUUGAUUCCAAUCUUGUCAAAGUUGAUGGGUAAGGCCAAGAAGCUUGCUGCCCCUCGUCCAAACCCAGCCACCUAUGUGCCAGAUCGUGACAACUUUGUCAAAGCUGAGCCAUUGGUCGUCGUUGUCUGUCCCAGUCGUGAGCUAGCAACUCAGAUUUUUGAUGAGGCUCGUCGCUUCUGCUAUCGUAGUAUGCUUCGACCUUGCGUCGUUUAUGGUGGUGGUCCUCUUGUCGAGCAACUCGGUCAACUUGCCAAGGGCUGUGACCUUCUGAUCGGUACCCCUGGUCGUCUUUGCGAUAUGGUCCGCCGUCCCCAUGCUCUUACUCUCAAGCGCCUUAAGUACAUGGUUAUUGAUGAAGCAGAUGAGAUGUUAGACUCUAGCUGGGAGGAGGAGUUGAAGCAGAUUAUGAGCGGUGGUGACCAGGAAGAGGGAAACAUCAAUUACAUGAUGUUUUCUGCCACUUUCCCAAAGAUGGCUCGUGCCAUUGCCAAGGAACAUCUGGCUCACGAUCAUGUUCGCAUUCGUGUUGGUCGUGCUGGUAGUUCUCACACCAAUAUCAAGCAAGACAUCAUCUAUGUCGAUGCUGCCAGCAAGCGUCAAGCUCUUUACGAUUUGCUUCUAUCAACCCCACCUGCUCGUACCAUCAUCUUUGUCAACACCAAGCGUGCUGCUGACGAAAUCGAUGACUUCUUGUUCAACAACGACCUUCCUUGCACAUCUAUUCACAGCGAUCGUACUCAGCGUGAGCGUGAAGACUCUAUUCGUGCUUUCCGCAAUGGAAAGAUGCCUAUCUUGAUCGCUACUGGCGUUUCUGCCCGCGGUCUCGACGUACAUAACGUGAUGCAUGUUAUCAACUUUGAUUUGCCAUCCAAUGAUCAUGGCGGCAUUGAAGAGUAUACUCAUCGAAUUGGUCGUACCGGUCGUAUUGGUAAUAUGGGUCUUGCAAGCUCGUUCUAUAAUGAUCGCAAUGAUGAUAUUGCUGAAGCUUUGGUCAAGACAUUGUUGGAAACUCGCCAACCAGUUCCUGACUUCCUUGAGGCUUAUCUUCCUGAAGGUUUUACCAUGGAUGGCCAAACCGGUGAUCUCGCAACUCUCAAUUUUGAUGAUGAUUCAGAUGAUGAAGAGGAAGGUGGCGAGAAUGCUGAGGGUGGUGUUGAAGGUGGUGGUGCCUGGGGAACAGACGAUGCUGCUACUGGUGGUGGUUGGGGUGCCGCUGAAACCACUGAAGCUGCUCCAGCUGAUGAUGCUUGGGAGCUCCAGCUUCCGGCGGUAACGGAUGGAAUUAAGACAUUCUCACAAGUCGUGAUAGGUUUUGAUUUCGACAUCUAUUCCACACGUUUAUGUUAUUGA